GUACUAUGAUAAUACACGUACGCGAAUGAUAACGUAAGAUGAAAAACAAAGACGAUUUUAUAUAAAUGUGGCUGUUUGGUGCUUGUUUAGGACGAUUUUGUCGACGUUCGUUUAACUCCGCCCGACUACUGUCGUAAACAACCUCACUGAAGUUUCUCAAUAAAUGGGUAUAUUGUUUCUAAGACACAUACGAUGGGCUUAACAUUGUCAACAGUUUUCACCCGUUUGUUCGGUAAAAAGCAAAUGCGCAUACUGAUGGUUGGUUUGGAUGCAGCCGGUAAAACUACCAUACUUUACAAGCUAAAACUCGGUGAAAUCAUCACAACCAUACCAACAAUAGGAUUCAAUGUUGAGACUGUUGAAUACAAAAAUAUUGCAUUCACAGUUUGGGAUGUGGGUGGCCAAGAUAAAAUCCGUCCUUUGUGGCGGCACUACUUCCAAAACACCCAGGGACUGAUAUUUGUUGUAGAUUCUAACGAUCGAGAAAGAGUAGCAGAAGCAGAACGAGAGCUACACAAUAUGUUGCAAGAAGACGACCUCAGAGAUGCUGUUUUGUUAGUAUUUGCGAACAAACAAGAUCUUCCUAACGCAAUGAAUGUAUCAGAUCUCACAAAUAAACUUGGACUGAAUCAACUGAGCCAGAGGAAGUGGUAUAUUCAAUCUACGUGUGCAACUCAAGGCAAUGGUUUAUAUGAAGGAUUGGAUUGGCUGUCAAAUGAACUAGCCAAAUAAAAUACAGCACGUUGUGCCAACUGUAACAUCCUUUAAUUAUUCGUUAAGAUUAAUUCAUUUAUAGGUUUGAUCUUAAGAAUUUUAAAUAUUUUAUUAUUAUUUAUUCAUUUCCUUGUUUCGAAGGAUAUUAUUUUAAUAUUGGGAUAAUAUAUAGUACAGCAUUUAAUAAAUAAGUAUAAAUCAUAUGAAUGGUGUAAAAUGUUAACAUGUAAAAAUUAUAACACUAAAACAAAAAAAUAUUAAAACAUGAGAAA
Messenger RNA from Aphis gossypii (cotton aphid), 986 nucleotides. It is a transcript of the gene Arf102F, whose product is annotated as ADP-ribosylation factor 2. Gene Ontology annotation, molecular function: GTP binding; GTPase activity. Lineage: Eukaryota; Metazoa; Arthropoda; Insecta; Hemiptera; Aphididae. The transcript has 2 exons. The record is from RefSeq and is a predicted model, not a curated record. Gene Ontology annotation, cellular component: plasma membrane; cytoplasm. Gene Ontology annotation, biological process: intracellular protein transport; vesicle-mediated transport. The coding region runs from base 193 to 732 and encodes 179 amino acids.